CAUCACGUCAUGCGCCCUCGGGCUAACGCGCUGGUGAUCAAGAUGCUGGGGUCGGGAAACCCUGUUCUAGCCUCCAUAGCGUCCCACGCUGUCAAAGCUAUCUACACCAAGCUGCUGCGCUUCCCAGCGGAUUGGCCCGUGGAUCCGUUCGUCGCCGCAGUCGUCCGCGCAAGAAGCACCGACUUUGACCUGGUGCGAGACCAAGUCGCCCUCCUGCACAGUCUCAACAUGCCAACACUGGUCGCUUGGUCGCAAACCGACGAGUACAUCCAAGAAGAAGUUCCGUUGGAGCUGGAGAGGCUGUGCUCUGGUGGUCCGCGCCUUGCAUUUGCGGGUGUAGGGCACAACGUCCAGAAAACGCGUCGACCCGAUUGGAGACGCUAUCAAUGCUUGGAUUGCGGAUGUGCUGGCUGA
Phytophthora sojae is the source of this 414-nucleotide messenger RNA. RefSeq lists its product as hypothetical. NCBI's taxonomy places the organism in Eukaryota, Oomycota, Peronosporomycetes, Peronosporales, Peronosporaceae. The transcript has a single exon. The annotation marks the transcript as partial. The record is from RefSeq and is a predicted model, not a curated record.